GCCUUACCAAAAAGUUAUGAAUGAAAUAAAAAUGACAGUUGAAAAAAGUAUACAGUGAGUAAAAAAUAGUGAAAAUGAACGGAGGAACAGCCUCAAAGAGGAUGAGAUACUCAAAUUCCCAGGUGCAUCAUUCCUUGGGAAUGCCCUCAGCCCUGUCAGAUAUUACUGGCCGCAGUUACAGCUACUAUCAGGGCAUGGGAACGUCGAAUUGGCGGCCUCCUCUGCCUCCUGGAGGAAUUCCUUCUCUUCUCUUCAAUCCCAUCCAGCCUCCACCACCACUCCUGCCACCAGCUCCAGCUCCAGCUCCUCCCCCGCCUCCUCCUGAGAGCCCAUCAACUUCACAGAGUCCCCAGACGCCGAAGUCGAGGAUUGUUGAAGAUGAGAAAAGCCCCAAAGAAGGAAAAUCCAAGGGCAGGAAGAAGACAAUGGCCAGCAGAUAUCCACGGAAGGCGUGGAAUAGGGAAGAUGCUGAGAAGGCAUUGGCUGUGGAGAAUGAAGAAAAUCCCGUGUGCACGAGAAAUUUGCUGAUAAAAUUCCCUGAUCCGAGGAUUACCAGAGAACUGGUUCAGGGCUUCUCGCCUGCCAUUGAGAGUGUGCACUUUCAGCAACCUGUAGCUCCUCGGUACUGCUUUGUCAAGCUCAGUCCCGAAGCUGAUGUGCAGCAGACAAUCCGGGAAUUGUCCAAGGUGAAAUUUGGGGAAGGGAACAUUUCUGUGGAAGUGAAGAAUGAGGAGCAGAAGUUUGAGUGUCCGCUGGAAGAGAUAGAUCCCUACAGUUUAUACGUUGGGAAUCUUCCGAAUAAAGUGACAGUGGCAGCUGUCAAGGAGAUCUUCUCGACAGCCGAAAAGGUCGAUGUGGGAUUUGCCCAGCGAAUGAAGUUCACCAGGUACGCCUUUGUCCGCUACAACACCGUCGACGCUGCCAUUGAGGCUUUCCGGAAGACUCGGAACCUCGUCUUUGAAUCCCGGAGCCUCAAUGUGCGCUUCUACAGGCACAGAGCUUCAAUUGGAAUGCCUGGAGAAAUAAGAACUCCCAUGCCCAGAAAGACUCCUGCCGUCAAGACUCCCGAAGCCACCGAAGAAGAUCUCCCUGAACCUCCUCCUCUGCCAGCUACUCCACCAACAUCAGCUCCUCCUCCUUCACCUCCUCCGCCGCCUCCGGAAUCCGUAGACUCCAAAGAAAAUGUCCUGGAGGAAGCCUCAAGGCUGAUCCAGGACUCAACUCCAAGCGAAUCUCCUUCCCUGGACCCAGAAGUCCACGUAAAGACAGAAUCUGCGGAGAAUUUUCCUUCCAAAAGUAUUAAGACUGAACCUCUGGAUCAGGAUCUGGAUGAUAAACUCUACGACAAGCUGAUCAGUGCUCAGAGCGAAAUGGAGCAGUCAGAGGGUGAAGAUUUUGAGGAGGAGGAUGAGGAUGAGUCGGAGGAUUUGAGUGAAGAGGAGACUAAUGAUGAAGAAGCCCUCAAAUACGGUCAGAAUCAUUGGGACAUCCUGCGGAAGGAGGAAGAAUGGAAGGAGAGUAAGUAUCAGCCAACAAAAAGCUCUGCAGCAACUCUUUCGUCUCUGUCCUCAUCCCUUGAACCCAUUGACCGUCUGUCAGCGAUCUUUGGUAACGACUUUGGCGAUUGUGAUGAGAAAAUCGACUCAGAAAACGAUGAUUUGUUCAACGAACUCAAUCCAGAUGAUUUGGACGAGGACGAGUUUAAUGUUUUUAGUCCCUAAUGCCCUCAAACCUUUAACUUAUCAUACCCCUAAAUUUACUUCAAAAAGUAAAUUUGAAAAUAAUUCGUUAAAAAAAGGCUCUAUAUUUUACUGUACAAUUUUAAUUUAUACAUUAUUAGGAAUUAAAUUGAAAGUUUAUAAUGUAAUGCAUGAAAAUUUUCUAUAAUAAAGGAAGAAAUUCUAUGACUAA
This is a messenger RNA of Phlebotomus papatasi, 1911 nucleotides long. It is a transcript of the gene Pof, whose product is annotated as neurofilament heavy polypeptide. The transcript is spliced from 3 exons. Gene Ontology annotation, molecular function: mRNA binding. NCBI's taxonomy places the organism in Eukaryota, Metazoa, Arthropoda, Insecta, Diptera, Psychodidae. The coding region runs from base 75 to 1721 and encodes 548 amino acids. Gene Ontology annotation, cellular component: ribonucleoprotein complex; cytoplasm; nucleus. The record is from RefSeq and is a predicted model, not a curated record.